UCCACCGAGACACACACAGCCAUCUUGGAUCUAACGAAGCGAAGAGACAUUGAUGCGGUGACGAAAGGGAUGUUUGUUCCUAGAAAGAAAUUAUCAGAGUUCGUCGAAAUAGGCGACAACGACAACUUUACUGAUGACAGCAUGUAUUACAACCCGACGUCGAUGUUUCCACAUCGAUCGGAGAAAGAUAUGUUGUCCUCUCCUUCACCGUCGUCGUCUGGUCAGCUGUCGCAGCUUGGUGCGAGUUUGUACGGUCCACAAAGUGGAAUUAGCUUCUCGGUAAGGGGUUUGGGGAACAGUACGCCUCAGUUAAACCGAAAUCUAACGCAAGGCACGCAGCUACCGAGUCAUAUCACGCCAACAACAGGUGUCCCCACCAUGUCCCUUCAUACCCCUACAUCGCCAAGCAGGACAGUACAGAUGAAUUCGAGGAACAUGCUGAACCACUCUCAGGUCAGUCAAGGCAUUGGGAUAAACGCCAGGACCAACAGCAUGGGCAGCUCGGGGCUGGGAAGCCCCAACCGCAGUUCACCUAGUAUCAUCUGUAUGCCCAAACAGCAGCCAGCACGCCAGCCUUUUACCAUAAACAGUAUGUCAGGAUUUGGGAUGAACCGUAAUCAAGCUUUUGGAAUGAACAACUCAAGCAACAUCUUCAAUGGCACAGAUGGGAGCGAGAAUGUAACGGGACUGGAUCUGUCGGACUUCCCUGCGUUAGCAGAUCGGAGUCGAAGAGAAGGAACUGUAAAUCCAACACCGGUGCUCAACCCGCUGGCUGGACGGGCGCCUUAUGUUGGCAUGGUAACAAAGCCAUCGAGUGAACAGACACAGGAUUUCUCCAUCCAUAAUGAGGACUUUCCUGCACUACCUGGGCCAAACUAUAAGGAUACCAUACUGAACAAUGACGACAAUAAAAAUAACUUGAACUCUACAAGCAAGAGCACGUCGAGCACUGAUGGGCCAAAGUUCCCUGGAGACAAAACGACCUCAGCACAGAACAACAACCAGAAGAAAGGGAUCCAGGUGUUGCCCGAUGGGCGUGUGACAAACAUUCCCUCAGGAAUGGUGACGGACCAAUUUGGCAUGAUCGGUUUGCUGACGUUUAUCCGGGCUGCAGAGACCGAUCCGGGGAUGGUCCAUCUGGCGCUAGGAAGUGACCUAACGACGCUGGGACUCAAUUUAAACUCACCUGAAAACCUGUAUCCCAAGUUUGCCUCUCCUUGGGCCUCAGCACCAUGUCGACCUCAAGACAUUGAUUUUCAUGUUCCAUCAGAGUAUUUAACCAAUAUCCACAUAAGGGAUAAGUUGGCUGCAAUUAAGUUGGCUCGAUACGGUGAAGACCUGUUGUUCUACCUGUACUACAUGAACGGUGGGGAUCUGCUACAGAUUCUCGCUGCAGUAGAGCUCUUUAACCGGGACUGGAGGUACCACAAAGAGGAGCGGGUCUGGAUAACGAGAGCGCCUGGCAUGGAGCCGUCACUCAAGACCAACACCUACGAGAGGGGCACCUACUACUUUUUCGAUUGUCUUAACUGGAGGAAAGUAGCCAAGGAAUUUCACCUGGAAUACGAGAAGCUGGAAGAGAGGCCUCAUGUGCCAACAACGUUCAACUACAAUCCUGCCCAGCAGGCCUUCUAAGGCCCAGCCAGUCCAAAGGCCGCAGCUGUUCCUGCACACAGCACCGUUGUCGAGGAGGGACGCUGAUACGUGCAGCCUGGUUUUUAUUCCUGGAGGAUUUGGCUAUUUGACUGUGGGGGUUGCAGUCAACAUUAAAACUGUCCUGCCUUUCUGAAUUUACAUGCUGCCCAAAACACCAACACUUGUUCUGUUUUUAAUGUUUUUCGUUCCUGUUUUUUUUUUUUUUUUUCUUUGUCUUGUUUAGACCAGGGUCUGUGUUAUGUUUACGUCUGCGAAUCUGAAGCCUGUUUUCUCCCAGAGGAGGAUUGACCUUGUGGCAUGAGACAGUGACAGAACAAAGGUUUCACCUCAUACUUACAGCAAGUGUUAAGAACACGGAAAAUGCAAAAAAAGAAAAACUACGUUAUCCUCAAAUGGAGGUGAAGGGGUGAAAGAAUUGCAAUGUUUAUUGUUGCACUAUAUUUAGUAAUAAAAGAACACAACAUUUGUUUGUGCAUUUCUAUGUGAACACUCCCUGAUAGUUUUAUCUUUUUUUUUGUUUUGGGUCAGGGAGUUCUUGAAACAUUUCCUAAUGCAGCCCGUUUCAUUCAUCUUUUUCUUUUCUUCCUUUCGUUAAUUUACAUCUAUUCCUCCAACAUCUGUAUUUGCACUACCAAAUUAUUUUUGGUGUCAUUAUCUUUUUCCGUCUGUCUCUGUCUGACUUCUGUGCCAGCUAAACAUGGACACAAAUCUGGGAGACUACUCUGGUUUCCACGAAUGUGGAGAAAUCUUUCGAGUCUGAACAGCUACACAACUUUGCUCUGGAGCAAACAAACACUUUCCAGUCUUUGUUACGAUUUUGUAAGAAAUGUGUACAUUUGUUUCUUUACAUCACAUAAAUAAGUAUAUGUAUGUAUGAAUGUAUAUAUGAUUGCUACACACAAAUAUAUAUACAUAUAUAUCUAUAUAUAUAUGUAUGUAUAUAUAAAUGUGUGUGUGUAUGUAUGUAUAUGUAUAUACAGUAUAUACGUACACAGACAUCUAUUUUGGAAGAAACUUCGCCCUACCUUGUACCUCAUUUUUUAUGAGGCGAGCAUGGAUGUAACAAAUUUUGUGGUUCUGCUGGACAGGGUGUCACGUGGCACAAUGGGCACCUACAUCAUAAUACAAAUAAAAUGUCAUUAAAGGAAAGGCUCGAUUCUCAGCCUCCAAAACACCUACAAGACAAUAAAAAGUGAUUAUCUCCAGAGUCAUAAGUCCACAGUUAAAGAAGGGACGUGUUUAACUUCAAGCUGUUUGAACAAUCUUUAACAGCAACAUUUCAUAGUUUAAGGAAAAUUUGCAGAGGAAAAAAAAAAACCAACAUCCAGGUCAUUCUUGUACUUUUUGAAGUUAAAAGCUUCUUUUCUUUGUAUUAAAGCAGAAAAGCCUUUCCUGAA
Messenger RNA from Cololabis saira (Pacific saury), 3053 nucleotides. RefSeq names its product CCR4-NOT transcription complex, subunit 2 (gene cnot2). The transcript is spliced from 15 exons. Gene Ontology annotation, cellular component: P-body; CCR4-NOT core complex. The coding region runs from base 70 to 1635 and encodes 521 amino acids. The record is from RefSeq and is a predicted model, not a curated record. Gene Ontology annotation, biological process: regulation of stem cell population maintenance; nuclear-transcribed mRNA poly(A) tail shortening; regulation of DNA-templated transcription. Lineage: Eukaryota; Metazoa; Chordata; Actinopteri; Beloniformes; Belonidae.